ACGGUCAACAGUACACGGAUCCUUCGAUCGUUCAAACUAACGGUCGAUUCUGGCUCCCAAAUUCUCUACCUUCGCCUUUUCAACCGAUGACAUCGAUGAUCAGUCCACCACAGUGUGUGCUACAACGGUGCAUCAGAACACGCCUACUGCACGCCUGGCAGGGUUACUCAACUAGCGCAAUCGCACCCGUUGCUACCGCCUGACAUACAGACUGCAGUCAUGACGUGCUGCUGCCGCUGCUGUGUUUAUGUGCGAGUUGUUUGGCACAUUCGAUAGCAACAGCGCAGAACGUAAUCUCUUUUGAAAACGCGCAGACAGUACAUCCGCCGGCCAGUGGAUAAGGUGCAUCGUAUUGAGGGGAAAGCUGGUGCCACGCAGGAGAUCGCAAAACAAUACUCGCUCAUCCGGUGUAGCAUCACACACACACACCAUGUCGACUGUGCAUAUUGCCCGCAUCAUGCACGACUUCCUGCACCGCGGGGUGGAAAGAGAGUUAGACAAUUUCCCGCCCGGAGAGGAAUUCUACCAGCUCGAAAGCCCACCGCACGCGGCCAAUCUGCUGGCGUUCGCGCUCGGCCAGCUGCAGCCGGGCUCGUCAGGCUGGAAUACGAUGGAGGACAUGGGGCGGCCGGACCUGCUGCCCGACCGGAAGCUGUACAAGCAGCUGGAACAGAUCGUGUUCCGCAUGCCGACGCUCGAGUUCCAGCUCAUCCCGCUGGUAAUGCAGGUGGACGGAGGAGAGCUGCAGUCGAGCUUCCUGAUGCGCGUACGGAAAGCGGCCCGCUCAGCCGACUGCGUGUACGUCGAUCUGGCCAACCGCAAGUACGACCGGUUUGCGCAGUUUAUUGCGUCGAACACGCUGCCCGCCUGCGUGCUGUGGGUGCCGCAGGAUGGCCGCCUGCGCUAUGCCGUGCAGGCCGGUGCACCCUACCCGAUGCUGACGAUCGAACGGCACCGGAUCGAGCGUGUGGCCGACACGUUCCGCAACAUUACGACCGUCGGGACGGUGGUUGGGUCGGUGCUGUCGAUGACACCGCUCGGGCCCGCGGUAGGGCUGCCGCUGCUGGUGCUGUCCACCGCUGCCAGCAGUGGCUUCUCCCUCUCGAGCCUGGUCGAUGGCUGCAAGCACGAGAGCGGCAAGGUGGUGACUGGCCGCGCCGUCGCCCUCGCCUUCAGCCUGACCUCGUUUGCCGGCGCCGGGCUGACGGCGGCCUGUCGGGUGGAGAAGCUGCGCCGGCUGAUACCGGCCGACCGGCUGGUGCAGCUCGAACGGGCGGAAAAGCUGCUGAGCGGUGGGCUAAAGAAGGUGGCCACGGGCAGUAUCGCCUCGACGGUGGUCGGUACCGUGUGCGGCUGGAAAACGCUCUCCACCAGCGAGCAGAUCGAGCUCGGGGCAUUGCUGUGCUUCGCCUACCGGGAGUCCUUUAGCUGGGCCGUGGUGGAGCGGCUCAUCUGCACGAUGCAGCUGGACGGUGUGGUAAAGUUCUUCUGCACCACCUGCCCCAAUCUAGCGUACGACCUGGUGCGCGUGAAGAUCCGUGGCACACAGGCGGAGCGCUACCUGCAGCUGGUCGUCGACGUUCUCGAGAAGCAGGUGAGCUUCACGGUGGACGAUAAUUUCACCACGAUCAAGCUGUUCGGCUACACGCUGCAGUUCGACACGAUGUUCUCCAUCGACUGGGAGCAUCUGAAGAUGGUGCUGCUGUUUCUGCAAUCGUCCAGGAGCGAGAUCGGCAAUGUGUGCCGCUCGGUCGGGCAACCGCUGACGCAGGAUACGCUCGCCGAUGUGGUGCGUCUGCUGCAGCUGGUCAAAAGUCUGCCGGACAUUGCGUGCGCCGUGACCAAUUGCAUCACCCUCGGCCGGGGGCAUCGCUUUUCGUUCGCAACCGUGCGCGCACUCAUGUCCGGGGCGGAAGGGCUGAACCGUACGGAGCUGCUAAAGCAGCUCGCUGCCUUCGAUCACGAUCGGACGGCAGCGUUAAACGAGCUGCGCGAAUCCGGUUGCAUCGAGGGCGGCGAUCAGGCACUGUUUCGCUGGCUCGGCUGCCACCAGCCCGCCGACUACAACGACGCACUGGCCGCGCUGGAGCAGCUGGCCAAGCUGGGGGUAGGCUCGCUCAAGUUCGAGCAGACGCGGAUCGUCGUGAGUGCGCUGUGCGCGUUCGAGGCGAAACCGUUCCUGGCGGUGCCCGUCCAUCUGCGUGCCCUCCUGCUGCGGGACGAACGCUUCCUGGCCCUCUGUAACGGGGCCAAUCCGGAGCUGCUGCCACGGGCGAACCGUGCCUGGAUCCGCACCGUGACUGCCGGUGACGAUACGCUCCGGCAGCUGGAAACGAUCGAGCUGCUGAAGGAACUGUUCGCGUGCGCCACCGACACCCAUCCACCGCUGACGCUGGCCGACGCCCUGGACUAUGCGCUCGGCUUUGAGGACGGUACCGUGCCGCAGGUGUACUACCGCGUGCUGGCGCUCUGGAAACAGUGCGCCACCGUCAGCUCGCCGCCUAAAGCAACGUGCAAGGCACGCUUUCUCCGACUGCUCGAGGAAGUGCACUUGCUUCACAUGGACCGAUACUUUGCGUUCAACCCUAAGCGUGGUGCCGACGGACCGCUGGGCGACGAGGCCGAGCUGAUCGGCGAAGUUCGCAAGAUGCUUCCGACAGCGGAGGCAGCAGGCAGCGGCACGAGUACGCUAUGCUUCGGACCACCGGAACGGGCUGCCUGCUGGUUGGAGCUGAUUCCCGCACUGCGCAACGAUUGGAGCCACAGCCGCAUCUACCAAGCGCUCAGCGCUCUUCUUACCUACGGCACUGCGGUCGUGCUGGAGCAGCGCGAUAAAACCCUCGAGCAGCAGCAGCAGCAGUACGUGGAAUUGGCGGGCAAAAAAAUGCUCAUGUUUGCCCGGGGCGAUAGUCGCGUGGUGAUCGAGGUGUUGCUACCGGCGGAAAACGACAAUGGAAUGCACCGUGCCUCGUUUUAUCUGUGCGGAAGUGCUUUCGGUGGUGCUGACGGACGGCCAGCCUAACAUCGAACUGUGAGACAAGCGCGUGCCUUAAUCUGUGGUUGCUUUGAUUCUUUGUUUGUUUGCAACGCCUUUUUUAAUGUAACAUGUUUAUCACAAUCUGCUCGAUUGUACAUUUCAUACCAAAAUAGUCUUAAUAAAGAUACAUAUCUUGUCUUUUA
This is a messenger RNA of Anopheles gambiae (African malaria mosquito), 3180 nucleotides long. RefSeq lists its product as uncharacterized. The transcript is spliced from 3 exons. NCBI's taxonomy places the organism in Eukaryota, Metazoa, Arthropoda, Insecta, Diptera, Culicidae. The coding region runs from base 431 to 3022 and encodes 863 amino acids. The record is from RefSeq and is a predicted model, not a curated record.